This is a messenger RNA of Lachancea meyersii CBS 8951, 2289 nucleotides long. NCBI's taxonomy places the organism in Eukaryota, Fungi, Ascomycota, Saccharomycetes, Saccharomycetales, Saccharomycetaceae. The record is from the annotation of a GenBank genome assembly.
AUGUCGUACGAUCGAACUGAGAUUUACGCGGCUCCAGUUCUAGCCGGAGAGGAAAUCGGUGAGAACGACAAUUCUGAAAUUAUCAAGUCUUUCCACAAUUUUAUACUAGAGUUCAGAUUGGAUGCCCAUUUUGUAUACAGAGAGCAACUUCGAAGCAAUCUGCUGGUCAAACGGUAUUGUAUUACCGUCGAUACUGCACACUUGAUAGGCUACAACGAGGAUCUCUACAAAAAGCUGUGCGAUGAGCCCACAGAUGUACUCCCGCUGUUCGAGCAAGCAGUGACGUUAGUCGCUCGAAGAAUAGCACUUUUGUCCCGCGAUAUCAGUUUGGAUCCCAACAGUACGAUAGAAAAUGUCAAUGGAGACGGUGCCAAUGGAUCCGAGUUCGCAAAUUUAGGAUUUGAAAUCCCCGUAUGUCAAGUCAUGGUUGUCUCGAACGCUUCAGAAACCUCUUUGCGGACACUGGGAUCAGAAAAUGUCUCCAAAUUUGUCCGUGUCAGUGGCAUCGUGGUCUCUGCUUCAGUGCUUUCGUCGAAGGCAAUUUUCCUCACACUCAUGUGCAGAAAUUGCCGACAUGUAACCACAAUGCGACUCAACAGUUUUGGAUCACUUGGUGGGACCCACAUAACGCUUCCAAAAGUAUGCAUGGCUGACCACUCUCGGGAAACCGGUGGAAACCCAUGCGGCCAAGAUCCGUACAUGAUAGUACACGAGUCUUCGCGUUUCGUGGACCAGCAAUUUUUGAAGCUACAAGAGAUUCCAGAACUGGUACCGGUUGGUGAAAUGCCCCGUAACAUUUUGAUGUCAGCAGAUCGCUACUUGACCAAUAAGAUAGUUCCGGGUACCAGGGCCACGAUCGUGGGUGUAUACUCUAUCUAUCAAGCCAAAAGUCGUGGUGUCGGGACGGCUGCAAGUGGAGGAAGAGCCGUAGCCAUCAGAAAUCCAUAUAUCAAGGUUCUGGGAAUUCAGACUGCCCUUGAUGGAAACUCUAUCAACAGCACCACACACUUUUCUGAGAAAGAGGAAGAGGAGUUUUUGACUCUAAGCAGACGCCCCGAUCUGUACGAGGUCUUUUCGAGGUCCAUCGCUCCCAGCAUUUACGGGAAUGAAGACAUAAAGAAAUCCAUAGUAUGUCUACUCAUGGGAGGAUCCAAAAAGCUUCUGCCGGACGGUAUGCGCCUAAGAGGUGACAUAAAUGUGCUAUUGCUGGGCGACCCAGGAACUGCCAAGUCUCAACUUCUGAAAUUUGUUGAAAAAGUGAGCCCGAUUGCCGUUUACACCUCAGGUAAGGGUUCGUCCGCAGCAGGUCUUACAGCGUCUGUUCAACGUGACCCAGCUACUCGCGAGUUUUACUUGGAAGGAGGUGCUAUGGUUUUGGCAGACGGCGGUGUGGUUUGUAUUGAUGAGUUUGACAAGAUGAGAGACGAAGAUCGAGUUGCCAUUCACGAAGCCAUGGAACAACAGACUAUAUCCAUCGCGAAAGCCGGUAUCACUACGGUCUUGAAUUCGAGAACCAGUGUUAUGGCUGCAGCCAACCCAAUUUACGGACGAUAUGACGAUUUAAAAUCGCCCGGUGAGAACAUCGACUUUCAGUCCACCAUUCUGUCUCGUUUUGACAUGAUUUUCAUCGUGAAAGACCACCACAACGAGGAAAGAGACAUUUCUAUUGCCAAUCACGUCAUGAACAUACACACCGGGCGAACCGCUGUCCAGGAGGGCGAAGAGGAGCUUGCCGGUGCAGAAAUACCCAUAGAGCAGAUGAAAAGGUACAUCACGUACUGUCGCAUGAAGUGCGCGCCACGGCUGUCUUCACAAGCUGCUGAAAAGCUUUCUUCACAUUUCGUGGGCAUUCGCAAGAAAUUGCUCAUCAACGAGCUGCAGAGCGAGCAGCGCUCGUCCAUUCCGAUCACAAUCCGUCAACUCGAAGCCAUCAUUCGUAUCUCUGAGUCACUGGCCAAGCUGGAGCUCAGUCCAGUUGCCCACGAAAGGCACGUGGACGAGGCUAUCCGACUAUUUCAGGCGUCCACGAUGGACGCGGCAUCUCAAGACCCAAUCGGCGGUCUGGGUCAGAAUCCAGAUCAGGUACAAGAUGUAAGAAGAAUUGAGGAAGAGCUCAAAAGACGUUUGCCCGUUGGCUGGUCCACGAGCUACCACACACUGCGUCGCGAAUUUUGCGAGCAGAAAAAUUACUCCGCGCCGGCCCUUGACAGAGCUCUCUACAUUUUGGAGCGCCACGGCGCUAUCCAACUACGCUACCAAGGUCAAAACAUAUACCGAAGUGGUGCUUGA